AUGGUCACAGUCAAGACUGUUAUCAGUGUAGCAGCCUCACACAACUGGCCUCUUCACCAAAUGGUUGUCCAUAAUGCAUUCUUAGAAGGUGAUCUCACAGUGCAAGUCUAUAUGGAGAUGCCUCAAGGUUUUCAAAGGCAGGGGAAGUACAAGGUGGGCAACAGUGACAAGUUGAUACAAGAGUUAAAGGACUCUCUGCAUAUUAAGUUCAAAAUGAAGGAUCUUGGUCACCUCAAGUACUUCCUAGGCAUUGAGAUCAUGAGGUCUAAGACUAGUAUACUAUUUAACCGGAGAAAAUAUGCUCUUGAAUUAAUUUCAAACACUGGUUUGAGUGGUGCAAAGCUAUUCAUGCAACAACCCAAAUUAUCACACUGGGAAGUAACCUUGAGGCUAGUUAGAAACAUUAAAAUUUGUCCUGGUCAAGGUCUGUUGUUAAGCAGCACAAUGAGCCUAGAACUUGAAGCAUUUUGUGACUCAGAUUGGGCAGCAUGUCCCAACACUAGAAGAUCUGUAACUAGAUAUCUGAUCAAACUUGGAGAUUCUCUUAUAUCUUGGAAAUUCAAGAAGCAACAUACAGUGAGCAGAAGCUCUACAGAGGCUGAAUACAAGAGCAUGACUGCUGCUGUUGCUGAGGUAAUAUAA
Molecule: messenger RNA, 642 nt
Organism: Solanum dulcamara
Lineage: Eukaryota; Viridiplantae; Streptophyta; Magnoliopsida; Solanales; Solanaceae
Exons: 3
Coding region: 1-642 (213 amino acids)
Source: RefSeq, a predicted model, not a curated record